AUGUGGCCCCUGAGCUUUGGCCUGGCAUGCUGCGCGCUGGAAAUGAUGCACAUGUCCAUGCCACGCUACGAUCAAGACCGCCUCGGGAUCAUCUUCCGCGCUUCGCCUCGCCAGUCGGACGUGAUGAUCGUGGCUGGCACGGUGACCAACAAGAUGGCUCCGGCUCUGCGGCAGUGCUACGACCAGAUGCCCGAGCCCAGAUGGGUCAUCAGCAUGGGCAGUUGCGCCAACGGAGGCGGUUACUACCACUAUAGCUACAGCAUCGUUCGAGGUGUAGAUCGGAUCGUCCCCGUUGACGUGUAUAUUCCGGGCUGUCCACCGACUGCGGAGGCGACCCUCUACGGAGUCUUUCAGUUGCAGAAAAAGAUGCGGAGGACGAAAAUCACGCGGAUGUGGGGUUGGUGGGGGCGGAGCGCACUAGUGCCAGGCACGAUCAGGCGCCCGAGCCACCGCCCCCACCGCUGCCUGCUUAUCGCUGCUCCGUAUUUAACCCAUCACAAUCCUCAUCUCUCUUUCCUUUCAUCAUCUCACAACACCUCUUACCGCACUCACAACACCAUCAUUAUGGGACAGACUAAAGAUCUCCCUCUCGACCCUCCUCUCUCUGCCUCCUCAUCCUCCCUCCCUCAUCCUCUCGCAGAUGACGAUCUUCCCCCCGCAUACAACGAAACAGACGAGAUAACAACACCCUACCGCGACGACCCGCUCUCCCCACCCCACGAGGCCUACACCAUCCCAGGUCACCACCGCUACCAUAGCAUCCGGGAAAAGAGCCGUCACGCCGGAGUCGUCACGCUGGACCCCGUCUUCUCCUCCGACGCCGAAGCCCUGUACAGUUUUGUCGACAAGCAGACCCGCCUCCCCCCGCGACCAUGCCUGAUCAUCGGCGGCCAGCACCACGAGAAGGAGCGGCGGGGGAAUGAAUCCACCCGCAAGGCAGUCUGCGACUUCAACUUCCGCAUCGACCUGACCCGCACCCUGCUCACCUGGGGACCCGGCGUGCGCAGCGGCCCGGUCCAGCGCUGGUCCUACACCACCGUCGUCGGCGACCACGACAACCAGAAAGCGUAUCGCGGGGGCCGCCGACCGACGCGCGGGGCGCGCACAAGCUCGGGCGGUCGCAUCGCACUGCCGGCUGAUAACACGGAGCUUGACGAAGGAGAGCGACUGAUGGGCUUGGAGGCCGGGGAUAGCCAGGGCGAGGAUUCCCCGGGGCUUCGCGGGUGGUGUCGACGCUUCUGCAGCGAUCCUGCUCCGGUGAAAUCAUUCACAUACCGGCGCAACCUCAACGGCUUCGACGCCGCCCCCAUGCGCACCAAGCUCAUCUCCCACAUCCGCUCGACCGGCUACCAGGGCCACGUGCACGUCGCCCCCUCACUCGCCAACGGCAUGAUCACCAUCUACUCGCCGCACUGGGUCAACCGCCUCCGCAACCAUGGGUUCGUGUACUGGGCGUGCAUCAUCCUCCAGCUCUGGAUCAUCACCUGGCCGAUCAUCUGGUUCCUGGAGCGGAGGUACGAGGUGGUGCGGUCGGAGUGGUAUUCCUCCCAGCUUGUUUGCGAUCCGGCCCACCCCGAUGGUCAACGGAAGGUGUACGCGGGCAAUCAAGAUGAGCUGACGGCGGCUGAGGCAUGGGCGCCCGUCGUGCGCGAGGCGGUGUGGCAGGGGCGGAAGGGUGGGGAUAUUCUCGGGGAGGAGGAGGUGGAGCGGCUGCGGCGUCUCGGCACCCAGCGCAGCGAGGCGGUCGGCCAGGGCGGUGAAUUGAUCCGUCGCGGCCAGGCGGUCUUGGGGUUGAUGGGCAUCCGCAAUAUCGGCGGGGUAAAUGUGACGGGGGCUUGGGGGGGAGAUCAGUGUUGA
Aspergillus saccharolyticus JOP 1030-1 is the source of this 1857-nucleotide messenger RNA. Its product is annotated as NuoB/complex I 20 kDa subunit family protein. The record is from RefSeq and is a predicted model, not a curated record. Lineage: Eukaryota; Fungi; Ascomycota; Eurotiomycetes; Eurotiales; Aspergillaceae. Bases 1 to 1857 code for a protein of 618 amino acids. The transcript has 3 exons. Gene Ontology annotation, molecular function: quinone binding; 4 iron, 4 sulfur cluster binding; NADH dehydrogenase (ubiquinone) activity.